Arabidopsis arenosa is the source of this 1633-nucleotide messenger RNA. NCBI's taxonomy places the organism in Eukaryota, Viridiplantae, Streptophyta, Magnoliopsida, Brassicales, Brassicaceae. The record is from the annotation of a GenBank genome assembly.
CAUUCUUCAAAGGGUAGUUUUGUACUUUCUACUAUUAACCGUGUGGCUAUAUGAAGCCGUUUCCUCAUAACAACUACAAAAAGAAAAGCUUCUUCCCGCCGGCAAAUUCUUAAGUUUCUCCGGCGGUUAGAAAAAUGUCACCACAGAUCAAAACUCAUCUCUUGCCUAAGCAAGAACCUUCUUCGUCUGAGAAUCAUGGAUCAUCAACUUCCGGCAUCGUUUUCAACGUGUCGACGAGUAUAAUCGGAGCCGGGAUAAUGUCGAUGCCGGCGGCGUUUAAGGUUCUUGGAAUAGUCCCAGCGUUUUUGAUUAUCACGAUCAUAGCUUGGCUUUCCACCAUUUCUGUUGGAUUCUUGAUGAAAUCAACACUCGCCGGAGAAUCAACUACUUACGCCGGAGUCAUGAAAGAGUCGUUUGGGAAAACAGGAUCCGUCGCUGCACAGAUUGCUACGAUGGUUGCUACUUUUGGAUGUAUGAUUGUCUUUUCGAUUAUUAUAGGAGAUGUUUUUUCGGGUAAUGAAAAUGGAGGAUCGGAACAUCUUGGAGUCUUGCAAGAAUGGUUUGGUUCUUACUGGUGGAACACGAGAAUCUUUGCUUUGUUGUUCAUUUACGGCUUUGUCUUGCUUCCAUUGGUCUUGUGUAGACGAGUCGAAAGACUGGCAUUUAGUUCUGCGGUAUCGUUUCUUCUUGCGGUUCUAUUUGUUGUCAUAAGCUCGGUGCUGGCGAUUUCCGCGCUGGUGAAUGGACAAACGAAGAAUCCAAGACUGUUUCCGGAGUUGAAUAAUGGAGGAUCGUUUUGGAAACUUUUCACAGCUUCCCCUGUUAUAGUAACAGCCUUCACGUUUCAUUUCAAUGUUCAUCCAAUUGGAUUCGAGCUCAAAGAUCCAUUACAAGUGAUCCCAGCAACUAAGAUCUCUGUGAUCUUGUGCGCUGCGAUAUACUUUGCAACUGGACUCUUCGGGUACCUUCUCUUUGGAGAUGCAACUAUGUCAGAUAUUCUAGUGAACUUUGACCAGAGCUCUGGUUCUUCCAUUGGUUCUCUUCUCAAUGACAUUGUCAGACUCAGCUACGCGCUUCACCUCAUGCUGGUCUUUCCUCUCAUGAACUUCUCAUUGAGAGCAAAUCUCGACGAACUCUUGUUCCCCAAGAAGCCGUCUUUGGCUAAAGACUCAAAAAGAUUCAUCGGACUCACUCUGGCUCUACUGAUUUGCUGUUUCUUGUCUGCAAUCGCUGUACCAGACAUUUGGUACUUCUUUCAGUUCUUGGGAUCAACCACCACAGUUUCAAUAGCAUUUAUAUUCCCAGCCGCCAUUGUUCUAAGGAAUGUCCAUGGUGUAUCAACCUCAAGAGAGAAGAUCGUAGCUGCGAUAAUGCUUGUACUUGCUGUUGCCACUAGCAUUAUUGCUAUCUCAACAAAUUUAUACAGCCUCGCAGCAAACUAAUGGUUGAAAAAAGUUUUGCAAACAGUCCUCUCCAUGAUCACUUCAAACAAAUCUGUAAAAUUAUUAGCUUUCCGUAGCAUUCAUAUUUAUAUCUUUGUGAAAUAGGUUUGUCAGAAAAUGCAAUGUAAUAGCUAUAGGGAGUGCAAUAUUUGUUGCUACUUGAAACAGAGAAAGAAAAAAAUGAACCUCUU